Chironomus riparius is the source of this 2026-nucleotide messenger RNA. The record is from the annotation of a GenBank genome assembly. NCBI's taxonomy places the organism in Eukaryota, Metazoa, Arthropoda, Insecta, Diptera, Chironomidae.
CACAAACCAACGCCGAUUGUCAACAAUCAUAAUUUCAUUAAUUAGUCUAUAAAUACUGAUCAAACAGGACUUUAAAAAAAUCAACCAAGUGCAUAACAAGCAGGAUGGUUACAGCAACAGAGACGGAAACUGAUGAUGAUUCAGUCAUUGUUUUAGCAUCGCCAGCAGAUCCCAAUCAAACAUUACAAUUAGACUGCUUUGAUGAGGAACUAUCAGAGAUCCAGAAAGAAUAUUAUGAAAAAGGCUUAAAGGAACACAAUGACGUCAAGAAUCGAUUAAAGGAACUGAUUGGAAAUGCUCACAACAUUUAUUCAGGUGAAAUCUUCUCUGCCUAUGAGAUUCUUGGUCCAGCACCAGAAUUAGAAAGCUUCUCAAAACCAAUUUCUGCAUUCAAUAAGAAGGAACCCAAGCGAGAAAGAGGACGUAAGAGAGAACCAGAGCCUAGAGCUGUCGACUCUGAUGAUGACGAUGAGGAUACAAUUCCAUUAUCAAGACGUAAAGCAAAGAUUAAGAAAGAAAUGAAAGUUAAGGAAGUCAAAAAGGAAAAAGUUGAAAAGUCACCGAGCAUUACAAGUGUCAGUAACGUACGUCCAACAGAAUCAACAGCCAUUGGAGGACUGGUUGUUGGGACGGAAGCAGCUAAAAAGAAACCAGCUGUUGUUGAUCUUACUAAAGAAGACAAUGCUGGAGAUUCAACAGAAGUGGCAUUUAAUAAGCUUAAUGGCAAGACUUUCCCCAGCCUUGUUGUCGUUGCUCGUCCAUCACUAAAAGUUAAGGAUUCAUUCAAAAACGAUCGUUCUGCUUUGGAUAAUAAGGUAAAAGGAGUUCUUAUGCAUCCAGCUGUUAAAUUCACUGAAUGGCUUAUUCAAAAUGGUUUAAUUAAGUCCGAACAACAAUGUCAAGUCCAUACUGGAAGAAAUCUUAAGCUUGGCAUGUACAGUGAUGCUGCUAAAUUUCCAUAUAGUGGCGGUUAUGUAUGGAUUUCUCAAUGUUGCCCAACUCGAUUCGUUUCUGUAUUCAAUCGAUCCAUUUUUGAAGCUGCUCCAUAUGCCCCGACAGUCUUAUUAAAAUUGAUUUAUCAUUGGGUCUGUCAAACUAACGUUACGAAUGUCGUUCAAUGGGUUAAAGUCGAUAAUCUAUACUUGAAGAACUUCUAUUCAUGGCUUAGAUCAGCUUGUACAAUAGCCUUGCAAUCACAUAUGGGUAAAAUGGGUGGACAUAAUAAAAAAAUUGAAAUUGGUGUCAUUUCUCUCGGAACAACAACUCAGGAUGGAAAGCAGCGUCAAGUAAAGGUUGAAGUUCUUGGAAUUUUCGAUCCAGAUCAAAAAAUUGUAAGAUUACGUGCUGUUGAGCCUCUCGCUGAUGGUGAAAAUAAUCAUAAAAAGAGGUUCCAAAAGAUAUUGGAACCACUAGCUGAUUGGGUACAAAAGGAUUCAACAAUAUUAACAGAUUUAACUGUCGACAAGAAUGUUUUGCAUUCAAUGGGAUUUAAAAAUAUCGUUCAAGUCUCGCCACAAGAUCAAGCUAGAGCACCCAAUAGUAAUGCUCAAAUUAUGGACUAUUUAAGACGCAUUGUUCCUCGUAUGUUCCAAAAUACCCUCUCACUUUUGAGCCGUCAAAUUAUUCAGCAAUUCUUAGACGAAUUAGUAUGGCGAGAGCAAUAUGGAACCAGUCCUGGACAGGCAUUUGACAACAUUGUAAGCCACAUCUCCGAACAGACGAAAGUUGAAUCAAAAGAACCAUUUACUACGCGAUUGACGAAAGUAUCUGCAAAUCCAUACAAAAUGUGGGUCACAACGAAAUCGGGAAAGAGAAAAUAAAUCCACAAACUCUAAAAUGAUCUGAGCGAUGCAGAGAUAUAAAGGAAGUAUGAGAAAUUUUAGUGAUGAUUAAGGUUUUUUUUUCUGAGAAAUAUGAUUCAUCCUUUUAAAUUGAUAGGGGUAUUGCCGCUUAGAUCAUGUAAUAAUAUUAAUAUAUAUAUAAGUUUAAGGAGAUAUCUUGAAAUAAAUUUUAAGUCAAAGAAAAG